Messenger RNA from Mesorhabditis belari, 447 nucleotides. NCBI's taxonomy places the organism in Eukaryota, Metazoa, Nematoda, Chromadorea, Rhabditida, Rhabditidae. The record is from the annotation of a GenBank genome assembly.
AUGACGAUUCGAUGGCAAAAUAUUGGCACAUUGUCUGGGAUUUUCACGCUGGCAUCGAUGUGUCUCACCUUUGCCACGAUGGUGACGAUCACGCUUUUCUCGGUUGACGGGAAUUUGUAUUUUAUCGUGUAUCCGGAUCGUUACGGUUGGCAAAUCCUAUACGCUCCAAUGUUGUUUGUGGUUUUCGUUUGGUCGACAAUUCUUUUUGUCGGCGUCAUCAUGGGAAAUGAGAUGGCGGGAAGAAUUGGGAAAUUAAAGUGUCUAAUCGGGAACGGUAUCGCAAUCGCAUUGUUAAUUGUGACCGGUGUUCUGCUCGUGAAUUACUCAUCGAAAGCCUCAAGAUGGAGUGAUGGAAGGUUUAAGACUCGCUUCAUUUUUGGCUGUAUUUUCUCUUGGAUCACUUUUUUGCUUUACUUAGCCGAAUUCGUCGUGACUCUCGUGUGGAAA